Molecule: messenger RNA, 1096 nt
Organism: Meira miltonrushii
Lineage: Eukaryota; Fungi; Basidiomycota; Exobasidiomycetes; Exobasidiales; Brachybasidiaceae
Product: ARF/SAR superfamily
Exons: 1
Coding region: 215-769 (184 amino acids)
Biological process (GO): vesicle-mediated transport; intracellular protein transport
Cellular component (GO): cytoplasm
Molecular function (GO): GTPase activity; GTP binding
Source: RefSeq, a predicted model, not a curated record
CUAUCCGAACUUUUCUUGCUUUGUUACUUCGAUAAUCUCAAAAACAAGGCAAUCACAAAAUACUCACCAACCAAUCUGCUUCCCAUUAAAAUCUCGACGUACAAUCUCGGCUGCUGGCAACACUCUUUUACCUGGCCGAAAUACGUUCUUUGAUUCAACCUCUCACGCGUUUUCACUUUUCAUCUUUCUACCAACAACUUCACAUACAACAAACAUGGGUGGCUCAAUCUCCAAGGCCAUGGGCAAAAUCUUUGGAAAUAAGGAAAUGAGGAUAUUGAUGCUUGGUUUGGACGCUGCAGGAAAGACUACGAUCCUAUACAAACUUAAACUGAAUCAGAGCGUUACAACGAUCCCAACAGUUGGUUUCAAUGUUGAAACUGUACAAUACAAAAAUGUAAAAUUCAACGUUUGGGAUGUUGGUGGUCAAGACAAAAUUCGUCCUCUUUGGAGACAUUAUUAUACCGGCACACAAGGUUUAGUCUUUGUAGUCGACAGUCAAGAUCGCGAUCGGAUCAGUGAAGCACAACAAGAAUUACAUCGUAUUUUGGGAGAUCGAGAAAUGCGUGAUUGUUUGUUACUUGUGUUUGCAAAUAAACAAGAUUUGAAAGGAGCAAUGUCACCUGCUGAAGUAACGGAAAAACUUGGAUUACACAAAAUGCGAGAUCGUUCUUGGUUCGUUCAUCCAAGUUGCGCAACCAGUGGAGAAGGAUUGUAUGAAGGACUUUCUUGGCUAUCGGCAAACGUUAAAGCACAAAUGCCUCGUGCUUGAUUUGGAAAAGCAGUGAUUGUGUGUAGGAAGGACUAAUCAUUCGACAGUUUUGUAGGGAUGCGAUUUGGUGGAUUGAUUGGUGCAACCUUUACAGCAUUUACCCUUCUACGGAGGUCGUGUUUCUUCUAUCUUUCUCUUCAACUUCAUCUUAUAAGAGUCAAGAAUGCUUUCAGGAAAGUCUUUUGGCUCGCACCGUCUCCCAUCUCUUCUUCGCGACCCAAAAUUGUUGAUUGACAUUAUCCGAUCGCUUGCACGAUCUCUAUAAUAUACCAGAAUAUGUACUCAGAGAUUCAUACCUAUAGCUUAUAAUUAGCAUGAUAACCUGGC